Messenger RNA from Sphenostylis stenocarpa, 2793 nucleotides. The record is from the annotation of a GenBank genome assembly. NCBI's taxonomy places the organism in Eukaryota, Viridiplantae, Streptophyta, Magnoliopsida, Fabales, Fabaceae.
AUGGACAUUAAGAUUGUUUUCCCACUCAUCGUCGUCAACUGCCACCCUGUCUCUCUUCCCUUCCGCUUCUUUCAAACUUCCCCGCGAUAUAUUGCCGAUAUUUUGACGCCCCUAUCCACUCGCGAAAACUCCCCCUCCCUCAAAUCAAGAAAGAGUGAGAGGGAGAGAGAAGGUUUGAAAAUGCGUGUGAAGGAAAUGCACCCCUUGUGCUGUAUCUCGCUGGAGAGUCCGGGGAUCGGGAGCGACUCGCCUGAGCCAGACGCAGCUGCGCUCUCGAGGACAAGGAGUCUCCCGGCCGGUGGAUCUGAUGGCAUUGCUCGGCGGGGAUCGGAGGUCACGGUGGCCGGAGUUCUCUACAAGUGGACCAAUUACGGCAAGGGAUGGAGAUCCCGCUGGUUCCUCCUCCGCAAUGGCGUCCUCUCUUAUGCCAAGAUCCCGUGGCCGGAAAAUCUCAACCUCCUCUCUCCGGUAGAAGGUGUGCGCCUUAUCGGAGAAGUCACCGCCAACCGCCUCGCCAGAGACGCAGUCACUGUGCGUCGGAAGAAUCACAAACCUCCUUCCUCGUCUUCCUCUGCCGUAGUCCAUCUCAAGUGUAAAAAGGGUAGAAGAAACCCUGAAAGAGGCUUUGAUGCCCGAGCAAUAACACGGAAACCCGCUGGUUUCAACCAAAUAUUUGAAAUUGAAGUUAUCUUGUACGAAUUUAAGCAGAUCUCAUCGUUCAGAGAGAGCAAGUCAGACGAUAGACGGUUCUAUAUAUUCACAGCAACGAAGACUCUCCAUCUGAGAACUGAUUCGAGGAAGGACCGUGUGGCGUGGAUUCAAGCUUUGGUUUCAACCAGAGAAUUGUAUCCACUUCGACCACUCAGCGACCGUCUCUCCCUUGUACCGAAUCAUAUAUCUGUAUCAACUGAGAGGCUUAAGAAACACUUACUUGAAGAGGGUAGCAGUGAAAGCCUUGUUAAGGAAUGUGAGCAAAUCAUGUUUGCCGAGUUCUCCGAAUUACAAGAGCAACUUCAGAUCCUAUGUCAAGAACGAAGGAAUUUGCUUGAUACAAUAAGGCAACUGGAGGCUGCUAAUAUUGAACCUGAGGCCUCUGCCUUGCAUGACAGUGAAUACCAAUUAACAAAGAAUGGAUUUUCAAGUUUAGGACGUGGAAAAUAUAGCGAAUGCAGUACUACUGAAUCAUCGGAUGAUAUUGAGAAACAGGAGAUGGAGGAAGUGUCAGAUGAAGAUGAAAUCUCAUAUUAUGAUACUAAAGAAUAUUUUACAGAACUUGGUUUUAGAUGUGCGUCAACAGGAGGUUUGAAUCCAAUGAACAUGUCUGGAGAAGUUAACACACAGUGCAUUGAUUUUGAAAGCAAUCUUGUUGGGAAUACUGUCAAUGAUUUUGGGUACCCUUCCAUAGCAAGGCGAAAGAAGCUUCCAGAUCCCGUUGAGAAAGAGAAAGGUGUUAGUCUUUGGUCAAUUAUCAAAGACAAUGUGGGCAAAGAUCUCACACGAGUGUGUCUUCCUGUAUACUUUAAUGAGCCAAUAUCAUCUCUUCAGAAAUGUUUCGAGGACUUGGAGUACUCUUUUCUUCUGGAUAGAGCUUAUGAGUACGGAAAAUCGGGAAAUGGUCUCCUUCGGGCUCUAAACGUUGCUGCCUUUGCCGUUUCUGGAUAUGCUUCAUCCGAAGGUCGUCAUUGUAAACCCUUUAAUCCAUUGUUAGGGGAAACUUACGAAGCCGAUUAUCCUGACAAAGGAGUUCGCUUCUUUUCUGAGAAGGUGAGUCACCAUCCUACUGUCGUUGCCUGCCACUGUGAAGGUAGAGGAUGGAAGUUUUGGGCUGACAGUAACAUUCGAUCAAAGUUUUGGGGAAGGUCAAUUCAGCUUGACCCAGUGGGUGUUCUGACCCUAGAGUUUGAUGAUGGUGAAAUAUUUCAGUGGAGCAAGGUUACGACAACAAUUUAUAAUCUUAUCCUUGGGAAAAUAUAUUGUGAUCAUCAUGGAAACAUGGACAUUCGUGGUAAUCGCCAAUAUUCGUGCAGACUCAAGUUCAAAGAACAGGCAAUUCUUGAUCGAAAUCCUCACCAGGUGCAUGGCUUUGUUGAAGAUAUAACGGGAAAAAAGGUCGCAACAUUAUUUGGCAAGUGGGAUGACAGCAUGUAUUAUGUUAAUGGUGAAGUGAAUGUGAAGCCAAAAGAUUGCACUUUGUCAGACUCAAACCUGUUGUGGAAAAGGACUAAGCCACCUUCUAAUCUCACCCGGUACAAUUUGACAUCAUUUGCCCUCACACUAAAUGAGCUUACUCCCGGGCUAAAGGAGAAGCUUCCACCCACGGAUUCCAGGCUGAGACCAGAUCAGCGGCAUCUAGAGAAUGGGGAAUACGAGAAGGCUAAUAUGGAAAAACAAAGGCUGGAAAAGAGGCAAAGAAUGUCAAGGAAAAUGCAAGAAAAUGGUUGGCAGCCUAGGUGGUUCCACAGAGAAGGUGAAAACGGAACGUUUCGAUAUAUUGGCGGGUAUUGGGAAGCGAGAUCUCUAGGAAGAUGGACUGGAUGCCCAAAUAUCUUCGGUGAGGUUUAUGAAGGCAAUUUUGAUCCUUUAGACAAUGAUAAUGACAGCAAAAUAUUGUGUGGAGGGUUUCUCUUGAACCUUCUUGCAUGGCAGCAACUAGUUUUACUGAAUCGAAGGGAGAGUAUCCUUUUGGAACCUCAGGAAACUAGACUCCUUGCAGUUCUGGUUGGGCAGCAUUACACGAACACAGCUUUCCGCAGAGAUGAGAAUAUAUUUGAGGCUGUUUCUUCAUCUAGUUGA